CCCGGAGACAGAGCAGGGGGGCGGGGGGAGCACCGGGGAUAUGGCGGAGAGAGGAGAUAGCGAGGUGGAGGAAGCCGGCCAGGUUUUCCUUUUGAUGAAGAAAGAUUACCGAAUAUCUCGGAAUGUUCGUCUUGCUUGGUUUCUGUCUCACCUUCAUCAGUCAAUUUCUCCAGUUCCUGAAUCUGAACUGGGUUUGCAUGACAAUGAGCUGGAAGUUGUGAGUGUCAUCCCUCAUGGCUGGCAGCCUGAUGAGCCAGUCCGACCUGGUCCUUUCCUCCUUGUGCCAUCCACAUGGGUCACUUUCCUGGCACGGCAGUACCGCUUUGUUAUAGAACUGGAUCUUAGCCCUUCCACUGGUAUUGUGGAUGAUUCUACAGAAGAGAUAAUUUUUGAUGAGAUCUUCCAUUCCCUUUCACGAUGUUUGCUGGGACUGAUCAGACCUUUUCGUAUUCCUGGAUCAAACACCAUUUUCCGACCUGAAAUCUUUGUUACUAUUCAGGCAUAUUCUUCUAUUAUCGGCCUGCAGAGUCAUCAGGUGAUUGUUCAGGGCUGUCAGCUAGAAGAACAUAAGCUGCAGGCAUUUCUCCAGCAAGUUUAUUUACAACUUGGGGCUUUUGAAAACAAAAUUGCGGAGAUGCUGCAGCAACAGUAUCGGCCCCAAACUCAGGAUUGCCUUCCUCAAUAUGGAACCAUGCCAUCAGGUAGGAAGACGGAGGUUUCCAUGGUUACAGCAGACAUUGGGCUGGUUAGCAUGAUACGACAGGGCAUUUUAGCUUUGCAGCUACUGCCGGCCAAUUCCAGCGCAGGAAUCAUUGUAAUUACGGAUGGAGUUACCAGUGUUCCAGAUGUUGCUGUGUGUGAAACACUGUUAAACCAGCUGCGCAGCAGUACCAUAGCAUGCUCAUUUGUGCAGGUUGGUGGGGUAUACUCCUAUGACUGUAGCUUUGGCUUUGUACCAAAUGUGGAGUUGAUGAAGUUUAUUGCCAUGGCAACCUUGGGGUCCUACCUGUCUUCCUGUCCAGAAGUGGAGCAAGGACCCUUGGACAUUAAUGUGUAUCACAAAGCUCUCCUGGUAUACUCCUUCUUAAGAACAGGCGAAGCCCUCAAUCCGGAAUAUUACUGUGGUUCACAGCACAAACUUUUCAAUGAGCACUUAGUGUCAGCGAGCAGUAAUCCAGCACUGGCCACAAGGCGAAGGAAGCACGCGGAGAAGGAGGUGCAUGCGGACCUAGUCAGUGUGGUAUCAGUGCGGCUAAGGGAAGGAUACAGCAUCCGUGAGAUCCGUAUUUCCAAAGGUCUUCUGGAAGUGAAGCUGGUCCUUCUUUGGAAACAUAACAUGCGCAUUGAGUACUUAGCGGUGGCACCGUGGCCUUUAGACCCCUCCAAGCGUAGUACACUUGUGGAAGUUGUUAUGGAAGGAAGCUAUGACAUUCUACACGAUAUCAGCUGCACUUUAAAAAAGCCCAUAACCAGCAUGUACCGGACCAGCGUCAUCCGACGCUUCUGGAAUACCCUGCAGAGCAUUAGUCAGACAGAUCAGAUGCUGGUUCAUCUGAAGUCUUUUGACACUGUGCCUGAGCAUUUCAAAAUCCCUGAGAGUACCAAAAACGGAGUUCCUCUCUUCUACAUCCCUCCUGGAUCUACAACCCCAGUGUUGUCCCUUCAGCACAGCGGUUCUGAUUCUAGUCAUUCCCAGUUUGUUGCUUAUUGGAAACCAAUUCUCUCAAUGGAUGCAAACUACUGGCAGAGAUGGCUGCAUGUGCAUCGUAUUGUGUUACUACUAGAGCAUGACAUGCCCGUACCAAAGCACCUCCAUACUCCAGGAAAUAACGGACGUUACAGCACGGUCCAGUGUCGGAUCUCUCACACGGCGCUUACGUCCCUACUGCGAGACUGGAGCAGCUUUGUGCUUGUGGAAGGAUAUUCUUAUGUCAAACUAAUGCUCAGUGAUCUGGACCAAUCGCCUUCCUCAUUUUGUGUGGUGAGGAUCAUUUGGAAAGCUCCCUGUAUGGUACUGCGGCUGGGGUUCCCGCUAGGAACUCCGGCACAUAGCAGGAACCAGAUAGUGGAGGAGCUUAGAGAUCAAAUCCUCCAGCUUCGUUUCCCACACCGAGUACAAAGUAAAGAAACUACACCAAGGGUCAAGAGAAAAAUGUUUGGCAUCACCUCUCCAUCCAAAUCACCCCCACCCCAGGUGGCACUGCCGGCACUGUCUGACAGAUCCUGCCUGGUCCUGCUGCACAAACCGCUGGAGAAGUUGCUUAUAAAAUAUGAUAAGUUGCCUUUGGAUUACCGAACCCCAUUCAUCUUGAACCUGGAGAAUCUGGCGCAGCAUCCGUCGGUGCCAGGGCCCCUUACUACCAAUCGUUCAGCCUCUUCUACUCUGGCCUCAUUGUCUCGCUACUUCUAUCACCAGAGGUGGAUCUGGUCUGUCCAGUCAGGUCUGGCACCAGUAGUACCAACUGCUGCAAUGGCACAAAUCCUCUCUACACUCACAGAGAUCCGACUCUCAGAAGGAUUUCAUUUUGCCUCCAGUGGAGAAGGGGUCAUUAAUAUGGUAUUGGAGGUCCCUAUUCAGAGCGAUUCUUUAGGUGAAACGCACAGCUGCAUCAUCCAAUACAUCCUUUUUCCUCCUCAUGUGACAUCUACAAAAGACAGCUUCUCUACGGAUGAGGACAAUGACACAGAGGUGGAAGCCAUUGAGCAAGACACUGAGUUACAUCUGGUGUCCGAGUGUUGGGUGGAACCACAAAGUGGCCAUGUUAUGGGCAACAUUGAGAGCUGGAAACACUUGCAGGGCCUGACAUACUCCGAUAUACCCCAUGCUCUGUUUCCCAGAGACCAAAGCUGCAUAGACAUCAUGCUGACCUUUGAAUACGUCAUUCAGUUGUGCCAGAAUAAAGAUGGCGGAUCCCCUGUUCUAGGAAAAGUUGACACCACAGAUCCCCCAGAAAGCAAUGGGUUGUGUAUACGCGAGGUCCCAUUUCACUUUGACCUAAUGAGACUACUGCCGAAGUGCCAGCAGAUUGAAAUGUUCUUCCUGACUCUGAGUCGAGCAGAAACUGAUGGGGCUGCAGUGGAAACUUCAUUGCAAAACGAUCAUCUUCUUAGCCUAUUUCACAGCUGCCUUCAGAAUGACAUCAAUGACCGUGAGAUCCCACUGUACGAACAGGAUCACCUGAGUUUUAUGAAACAGGUUCUGCAGCGAGACCGUGAGGGGCAUAUGUGCCCAUUCUCAUUCCCAAGAGACGAGCUUCAAAGAAAAUCAUCACCCCUACAGGAAUCCUCGUUGUCACCUCACAGUAGCAAUCACAAAGAUGUUGUCAGCUCUCCUAGCACUUUACAGAGUACGUGCCCCAUUGAAGCAGCUGAGGACAGUAAAUUAUCUGUCCCUAGCGAGGGGGCUCCGCAGUGGCGAUGCUAUGCCCGCUUGGUGAAUCCUCAACACAUACUGCUAACAUUCCUCCCAGCAACGUUCUCAGAUGUUCAGAAGCUGAUGCCCUCCCAGGAGUUCUCGCUCUCAUCGGAGGAGGAUGUGAUGUGCAGUGCCUCCCAUUCUGAUUUGCUUCCUCCUAGCUCUUCAGUCCCUAUUCUCAGUAUCACUCCUGCUUUCGGUGAAGGAGAAGAAGGACAUCUGAAGAGAGAGACUCACAUUUCCUUUAGCCGCCAGUCUUCUUUACAAGACCGAAGUUCCAGUCGUCGGUUGCGCUGCCCAGUGUAUGUGUAUAACUGCACUCUGGAUUCACUGCGGGAACAGUUAAUCAGCCCUCGGCAGCAGAGACCGGCCAACGACGUGUUUUUCAGCGAGUUUAAACUACAGGACACUGUAUCCUGGGAAAUCUUCCAAGAUAUGAAAACCAGGUCCUAUUCUCAAGAACGCCCAUCAGCGGUUCCACUCAUUCAUCACAAACAAAAGGAACUUGUGAAUUAUUGCAGUUUGCUGCAAGAGCAUUAUCAUCAGUGUUAUGUUAAAGGACUGUUCAAGGCUCUCCAGCAGUCACUUUGGGUAUCGCACCAAGACCUGCUCACGGCUGUGGAUUACUGUGAGGAACAACUGCAGGAAAUUGAUAUCUCCAACUUUCUGAUGACACUGUGUGGGCACCUUCGCAGUUUUCGGGAGUCACAGAGGGCACUCUUCAUGUCUCCCAAUGAACGCCCACAAAAAGCCAGUUUUCGUAUUGGUAGCAUGGAGCAGGAAGAAGAGAUUUGCUCUCGAGACCCUUUAGUUUUGAACUCUGAAUCCAGUGUGGAUCUGGACGAGGGCAGAGAGCAAGACCAGCCUCGUGUGAUGUUCAUCCCAGAACCCAGCAGACCUUCCAACGUUGAACUCAAUCUUUCCCUUUUAGAUAGUGGACAUCCCUGCGAGGUGUCACCCGAUCUGCACAGAAUUAUUCAGGAUAAAUUUCUGGCAAUUGGAAGUCUUCACUUCAAGACCGUGCCCUCAAAUCCACAUUAUUUCUUUUACUGCCCUCCAUCUACAAAGAAAGAAGAGGAGAUUCAACAGGAAGAAGUAGAGCGAAAGCACAGUGAGGAUUUGGAUAUGUCUGAGGCAGAGCAAGCUAUUGAGGAAGGUAAUAUAUCCACAGGGGGCAUUGCUACUGAAAGUGACCCUGACCUGGAAGUGGAAUACAGAGAACAUUCUGACAAUGCUGAAUCUUUGUCUGAUUCGGGGACUGUGAACCAAGAUGAAGAUUCUUUCAGUGUGUUAGGGGGAGACUCGCUGAAUGGUCACGACUUACCAGAGCACGAGAUGCCCCCGCUGUUCGUGCAUCUUAUCUGUUCAGUAUCGCACAAAAACCAACACGGUUCCAUGCCUGUCCUGACCUUGCCCACGUGCCUUGGUGAGGUUAUUGGUUGUCUUGAGAACAGAGAAUCACUGCAGAGCAUUAAUCUGGCUGAUCUGAGUGUGAUGCUAGAUAUAUAUGUGCUCACGUUACCACUUGAAAUAGAGGGCGUAAACGGAGAGGCACAGCACACCCGGUACACAUCAGAGAGCAGUACAUCCUACCCACGCUCCCCUGCACAUCCGUCUUCAUAUCGCUCAGAUGAGGAAACACCAGCUGUGUUAGAGAGGUUCCCUUCAAAUGUGGAACAAAGAUACUCUGCUCUUUCAAGGCUCCCUCCAGAGCACAAACAGGCAAUAGAAAUUACAAUGAGCGAGAUCCGCUGGUUGCUUGAGGAUGAGCUGGUCUCUGCUUUACGCCACUCAAGUGUCAUCAGUCGCUCUGUCCUCCAUAAAGUACUUUUCCAUGUCUGUGGGUCAGAGGGACGGAAACAUUGUCACAGGGAACUUGUCCAGCUGCAGUUUGUGUUUGGACCUGAACAUUCUCUGCAAAAGUUUAAAGAGGAGUUCCGUCGCCUCUCACUCUCGGGGUACCAGCUUAACGAGGAAGAUGACGACUAUUACUAUGUGUCCCUUAGCCGUCUUCACACUCAUCAAGUGGAGAAUUCCACCCCGCGACAUCUGCAGGUGCAGGCAAGAUCAGCAGGGCAGGCAGUGUCUGCUGGGAACCCAUGGCAGGAGCCUGAUAUCAGUACAGCCACGGAGAGUGUGGAUGAGGAAAUAGAAACAAAAAUGGCAGCCAGAGAUAGCCUAGCCGGGGACAAGGUAUCGGAGGAUUGUAAUGAAUGGGGUCUGUCUGCAGUGGAGGUGUCUGAUAGUGAUGUUUCAUCCAUCAUGUCUGGAGUAUCCGCUUUAGAUCAGGGAAAUAAAAUACCUGCUGAAGCCUCUUUUAGAAAAGAAGACAACCCACCCAAAACGUCCUCAGUCGUCAGCCUGCCGGAGUCUGUGCACUCUGGCACAAUGAAUAGCACAGGAGGAUCCCGGCAACGUCCGAGCCGGGUGCAGAGUUUGGUCUCAAGUCAUGGCAGCAUUGAGUCUGAUCACUUGGGUUAUGAUGGUGGCAGCAGUGACUCUGAGUGUGAAGAUGCACUGAUAAGUGAGCAGGAUUCACGCUGCCCCUUAAUGCCAGAUUUUUGGCUCAUUGUGAAGAUUCUUCAGGACAGGGUGGAAGUAUGCACUCAUGCGAGUGUUGGGUCUGCUCAUGAUGGAUUAGAAGAGGUUGAAGAAAGUCAACGGCUUCACCAGCUUAUUGUAAGGAAAGUGGGAGAAAUCUGCCGAGUUGUUAAUCAGCGUUUGCUGCUUCAGGAUCUUCAUGAAACCCUCUUGUGCAACAACCUUCUGGUUGCUGAGAGCGAGGAGGACAUCUGGAAAAGUGAGAGCCCGUAUGCCUCAUAUCGCCAGCGUCUACUCGCAAAUGAAGAUUACUCUGGGGAAGAGAGUUACCAACCAAGAAAUUAUCUGGCAGCCACCAUGCACUUUAUGCCUGGACACUUUGCCUGUGACGUUGUCUGGAACACAGUUAUCCACAUACAUCCACGCCUGAAGAUGGGACCCAACAUGGGGGUUUCCAGAGCUAUCCAGUCCCUGAAGACUGUGCUCAAUCCCUUUUCUGUUGUAAACAGGAAAAACAUGUUUGUUUAUCAGGAACAAUCCACAAAAUCUGUCUUCUAUCUCAGGCUGUCCGAGACUUCAGUUGCUAGCAGACAAUGUGACAUGGAUUUUGCUCAGUCUUUGACGUCACGUUCUUUAGCUCUUUCUCGUAGUCAGGAACCUAUUUCAUCAGAGGAGGUUACUGGCAGUCGCUUGUCCCUAGACCUUCUGUCUACUCGAAGUUCAGACUCUACGCGUCCCGUGGGACAAACAGACAAACACAUCCUACUGUUGGUGCACGGAGUGGGGGAAGCAGGUUCAGAAAUCACUGACGAUUUGGUAAAAUCGCUCCGUAAACGCCUGGAUGAGGCCACACUGGAUAUAAUCACUGUAAUGCUGCAGAGGAACUGCAAAUUGACACCAGCCGAUGUAGAGUUUAUUCAACCCAGGCGUACGCCACACACAGAGGUGCUGCUGUUUACUGUUCCUCAGUCUGCCCUGCCGUGUCUCCAAGCCCUGGCGUGUUAUCUGCGUCAGAACCUUCUGAUCUUCCUGCAUACACCGAAAUACACUGACAGCAACGGAGAGCAUCAUUUUCAGCACUAUUAUCACAGCUCACUCCCUGAACAAGAUCUCUUUCUGUAUAAUAAACCCGGAGGGCAAGGCACGGGAGGCAAAGGUAUUGCUUGUAUUGCUCUGUCCUUUGUUGAUCAGCAUGGGGCCCUGAUAUCACAGGCAUAUGUGGAUAGGCCCAUACCACCUCUGCUGUCCUCCCCUGCAUCAGCAGAUCUGCUUAAGGCCAGCACAUUUGAUUCUCUCACAGAAGUGAACAGAUUUUUGCCUGGCUCCAAUGCUAAGGAACAAGGAUCUGUUACUUUGGUGCGCUUUGAUGUGUGGGAAAAAGGAAACAUAAGUUCUUCCCAGUUAUCGGAGCGACUGGGCAACUGCUUGCGCCACGCCCUCUGUGAUGUCAUCAUAGAAUUCCAUAUACUUCAGAUGCCUCUGUGUGAAGACACACUCAGCCCAGUGGGAAAUGAUUCUGCUAUAAAUGGUAAAAGUCCCUCCCAGUCUCUGCCAGACAUGAAGGGUUUGGUGCAAUCAUCAGUAAAGCCUCAUCCUCCUCCUGUGAAUAUUCCGCCUGCUGACAUCACUAGCGGCGCUGAGCCUCACACUCCUCCCAGCAAGACUGGGCGCAGAAGUUUCUGGGAUAGAUUGAGUAAGCCUGAUAGUGGAGAACUUGGUCCUCCGAAAACCACAGAUGAUAUUGUCAGUGAACGCACUGAAGAACCACGAACCCGGCGCCGGCACAAGACAGAGAGUGUAAAAGUGCAGAGUUUCACAGACAAAUCUGGGAUAGGAGUUGAGCACGCACAUAGGAAGCGGCAGGCCCAGCUGGAUGAAGGGGAAGCGGGAACGCUUCACCCCCUGUACAGUCAGACUUGUCUGCAGUGGAUGAACUUUAUGAGUGAGCUAGGAUGUCCAUCAAUCCAGGUCUGCUCUGCACAGACUGUUUCACGCUUUCUGCUCCCGUCCGUGCUGGUGGAACUUUUCACUCUCAUCACAUCCUUGGCAAGCGACACAAACGUAAAAGUAUUUGAAAAAAUCAAUGGCUGUGAAAGAACUGUGUUUCUUCCAUAUUCCCCCAGUCUGCACAGCGCGCCACACCCUACAGCUGCCAGAGAGCUCAUUCUCUUAGGGCGUAAUUUUCACCAGUGGCGGUUCAACACUGAGCAAGCUCAAAAAGGCUUCCAGCGAUUUGAAGCUAUGGAACUUGCGUCUUCAGAGCGGCCUUUGGACCUUACAUCACAAGGUCGUGGAUUAGUCCCACGUCAACGGUUCCUCUUUGUAGAGAUUCAGGACAAAAAGCUAACCUUGUACACCUAUAACUGGUCUUCAGAUCUAGGGGCAUCUUUGAGUCGCUCUCUGGUGCGUUUGAUACAAUGGCAAAAUGCCCGCGCACAUGUGGUGCACUGUCUGCUGAGUCAAAAACUAGGACUCUUCCAUCAUUACUGUUUCACGGACACUCCUUUACAUGAUGACAACAAGCAGGAUCCAAACCCAUUCCUGAACUCAACCUUAGAAGUGGACGCUCUGAUCAAAAGCGCAACACCCCCACCUUACAAAGAACAGACUCGGCUCAGUGCAGCAGGGCGCAGCUUGCCGUCGCUUCACUUCCCUGCAGACAUGGUGCCUUUCGAUGAGGUUCUGAGGGAUGUUAUGCCAGCUAAGCCCAUGCAGCUAUUAUCUGAGCUGGACACUGUGUCCAGACAUGGGGCUCAGUUUCUAGAGCUCAAAUGCACUGAAAGAAAAGAGGUGGAAAAGCAACUAAAGAUUGAGAACCUGUUUGUGACGUGGCAGCAGCGGUCCGCUCAGUCCAACAUGCCCAUCAGUGCUGCAGAUUUAGACACUCUAAAGCAAUCUGCAAGACUGGUUCAUUACUGUGCCACGCCCCUGCUGUUUGACCCAUCAUUCCAAGCGCAAGUUCAAAGUGACCAGGGCCGGAGUGAGGGCAAAAAGCGACAUCGCUCCAAUGACUCUGGCACAUCUGGGAGAGAUCGCAGUCACAGUUGUGACUCUGCUGAGAUACCACCGAGUAAAGCGAAGGAGGAGCCGUGGUUGCUUGAACUAUGCACAGCAUUCAUGCAGCAGUAUAUUCAAUACCUUCAAAGCACUGGCUUUAUUCUUGUGCAGUUACGUCCUGCAUCACCGGCCCGCAGCACUGCCAGAAUAAGAGCACUUGCCUCUCUAGCUCCAGAGAGCAGGACGGCCAAGCCAAAAAGUGAGGGUAGUCCCAAGAGCGGAAGUUCGCCUGUAACCACUUACCACUUGCAGAGAGCCCUACCUGGCGGUAUUGUGCUGAUGGAACUUUCCUUCCAGGGCUGUUAUUUUUGUGUGAAGCAAUAUGCUCUAGAGUGCUCCCGCAUACCUAUGGGACAGUCGGUAAACUCUCAGGGUACCCACCCAACCCGAAUUCCUAGCAAGAGGGCCCCCGAAACUACAUGCGAGUCUGCGCUUUCCAUGCUGUUCACAGAGGAAUGUGACAAAGUUCGGGAUCUGAUGCACGUUCAUUCAUUUAGCUAUGACUUCCACCUCAGAGUCCUCCAUCAGUAUUUGCUGGGCUCCAGCAUGUCCUUGCGCCAGGGGUAUGACCUUGCAAGCUUCCUACAUCUCUUCAUCUCUCAGCAUCCAGAUAUCCCAAAGUAUGGCCGCAACCAUGUCUACCAAGGAAUGCUGUCCCUUCCAACUGGAAUGAUUGCUGCUCACCAACUGUAUAAUUACAUAGCUGAUCAUGCAAACACUUAUCACAUGAAGCCUCUGCGUAUGAUCCGGCCUACUCCAACUGGUAGCAACGGGAAGAAAAGCGGCAGCGGAGAACAGAACGAGUACGGCUUGGUGUCCAUUUGGAACAGCUCCGGGUCAUACAAGGAUUCUGAGGGUCUCAGACACCAUGAUGACUUUGAUGUGUCACUGCUGGUCUGCCACAACGCUUUGCCAUUUGAAGAACAGUCUGAACCAGAGAGACAUGUCAUGAGACUUCGGUUCUACGUCAUUAUGACCAGCCAGCGGGAGCUGUUUCCCCGUCUCACCGCUGACAUGAGGCGGUUUAGGAAGCCACCAAGGUUACAAAGGGACCCUCUGGAGCUUGAAGGGGCUUCAGAACUUGGAAAGUGUCGGAGGAUGGAGAUGGAGAAUAUUGAGGAUGCCAGGGAAGGAGAACAGAACAGGAUAGGGGCUGGGACCCUCUACAACCCUCACUUGUUCCCUCUGCUAGCUGCAGAGGUUGCCACUGCGCAGAGACAGCUCAUUGACAUGGUGCAACUUGCAAAAUGUCACUGUCGCAGGGAUAAUUUGUGGAAAAGGCUAUACCUUCUGGAGCCGCUUGCUUCCGAUAAACUGCGUCUGGGAAAGCUGAGCUCCAGUGAGCUCCAGGAACUGCUAGAAGCAGUGCACGGGAGGAGCGUGGCCGAGAUUGAUCCACAGCUGGAUUUUCUCCUGUCCAUGAGCGUCCAGUGGUAUCAGAGUCUUAUCAAGGUGUUGCUCAGCAGAUUCCCGCAGAGCUGCCGACAUUUCAACAGCCCAGACAGUGGCACCCAGUACCUGGUUGUACUGAAUCAGAAAUUUACAGACUGCUUUGUCCUCGUUUUUCUGGACUCCCAUUCUGGCAAAACGAGCCUGAAGGUUGUGUUCAGAGAACCAUUCCCAGAGCAGCCGCAGAACAGUGAGAGCCCAUUACCUCAGCUCGUCUCCACGUAUCACCACCUGGAGUCCGUUAUUAACACUGCCUGCUUCAACUUGUGGAGCGGUUUGCUGUGACAGCACUCUAGUGCCAAUCAGGAUUUCCAGUGCUCCUAAUGAAAAGAAGAUGCGAGCCUAUGCACAGAUAACAACAGCUGAGAGAUAAUUAUUUAGUUUCAUUCCAAAGCACAGGAAUAAAAAUAGUCCGGAGGAAAACAAGGGGGCUUUUCUCACACUACAGUGCUCAGAAUUGCACAUAUAGAUCUCUGGAACUUUGCUUUGCAGCGAUUGGCUGUUGUAUUAGCCCCAGAAGCCACCUUCUCAAUGCUGCAGGUGAAUGUACAGCUCUCCGCGGGAAUCCCCACGCCGUAAUACUUCUUACUGCUGCACUCUUUGUUUUGAAAUGCAGCAAUUUCAGUAAAAAAUACAUAUUUUAUGUAAAUGAUUUGUAAAUUUAAGAGACUCUUAAUUAUUGAAUAAACAAAAUUUAUGUGUACAAAUAA
This is a messenger RNA of Bombina bombina (fire-bellied toad), 11172 nucleotides long. It is a transcript of the gene SZT2, whose product is annotated as SZT2 subunit of KICSTOR complex. The transcript is spliced from 73 exons. Gene Ontology annotation, cellular component: peroxisome. The record is from RefSeq and is a predicted model, not a curated record. Lineage: Eukaryota; Metazoa; Chordata; Amphibia; Anura; Bombinatoridae. Bases 41 to 10747 code for a protein of 3568 amino acids.